Messenger RNA from Nicotiana tabacum (common tobacco), 1858 nucleotides. The record is from RefSeq and is a predicted model, not a curated record. Lineage: Eukaryota; Viridiplantae; Streptophyta; Magnoliopsida; Solanales; Solanaceae.
CAAGAAAUGUGUAGCAUCAUAUCAUAGCUACAAACAAGACAAAUAGACCAUAGAAGCCUAUCAUACAGCUACCUGCACAUUCACAUUUUUCAGACCAAAAACUAGAAGCUUAAGCCUCUUGCAUAUAUACAUUUGGCUAUUUUUGAAAAAGCUGUUUUCACCCUGAGAAAAAGAAGAUUUUCUGGAUUCGCCGAGGGUUUAUUGGAAAUAGUCUAUCUACCUCCCAGGUAGGGGCAUGUCUGUUGAAAGGGUUGACCAAUUGGAUUACAUGGCGGACGACAGAGAGGUGACUGAUUCAGCUGAUGAAUUUGAGGGCGAACUCUAUAAUGAGGAGACAAAUCUUGAUGACUAUGAUAUGCCAACAAAAGUGACUGAUACAUCGGCUGCACAAGCAAGAAAAGGGAAGGAUAUACAAGGUAUCCCAUGGGAGAGGUUGAAUGUAACCAGGCAAAGUUACAGAUUGACAAGGCUCGAACAGUAUAGAAAUUAUGAGAACAUUCCUUUGUCGGGGGAAGCUGUCGAUAAGGAAUGCGAACAAGUGGAGAAGGGUGCCACCUACUACGAAUUCUUUUAUAAUGCAAGAUCCGUUAAGCCUACAAUACUACAUUUUCAGCUAAGGAACUUGGUGUGGGCAACUUCAAAGCAUGACGUGUAUAUGAUUUCGAACUAUUCACUUAUGCAUUGGUCAUCCAUUUCUCGUAACCUCUCAGAAGUUAUCAACUUCUCUGGACACAUAGCACCGACGGAGAAACACGCAGGAAGUUUGUUAGAGGGUCUGACACAGACCCAAAUCAGCACGAUGGCAGUGAAGAACCGUUUUGUGGUUGCUGGUGGCUUCCAUGGAGAACUCAUUUGUAAGAAUUUGGACAAGCCGGGAGUCAGCUUCUGUGCAAGGACCACUUAUGAGGAUAAUGCUAUCACAAAUGCCAUUGAGAUAUAUGAAAGCGUCAGUGGUGGGCCUCGUUUUAUGGCAUCCAACAACGACUGUGGUGUGAGAGAGUACGACAUGGAAAAGUUUCAGCAAAUGAACCAUUUCCGCUUCCCUUGGCCAGUGAAUCACACCUCGAUGAGCCCAGAUAGCAAGCUUUUUACUGUUGUUGGGGAUGAUCUAGAUGGUUUACUUGUUGAUUCCCGCAAUGGAAAGACGGUGGCCUCAAUUGCGGGUCAUUUAGACUACUCUUUCGCUUCUGCAUGGCACCCAGAUGGCCGUACCUUUGCCACUGGGAAUCAAGAUAAGACCUGUCGGAUUUGGGACUUGAGAAACCUGUCCUCGUCUAUAGCCAUUUUGAAGGGAAACAUGGGUGCUGCACGAUCUAUCCGUUUCUCAUCUGAUGGACGGUUCCUGGUAGUGGCUGAACCUGCAGAUUUUGUCCACAUUUAUAGUACCGAGUCAGAUUACAAGAAACGUCAGGAAAUUGAUAUUUUCGGCGAAAUAUCGGGGGUAUCUCUGAGUCCGGAUGAUGAGUCUCUUUACAUUGGAAUCUGGGAUCGAACAUAUGCAAGCUUGCUAGAAUACCACCGAAGGCGUUCUUGUAGAUAUCUCGAUGUGUUCACAUAAUACUUCAACGAUUUAGGAAAAAAUGGGUUCUGCAGUUUAUUCACAUGAAGCCCAAAUAUUUUGCGCAAAUUCGUUCGAUUAGUUCAAGGCAUAUGGUACCAGUUUUUGAUCAUGGCAUACUAUGUACAGUUUCUUGAGAGUAAGCUUUGUUUCUGCUUAUAUACAACCUCUGAUGUGCCAUUUUGCUUGUGUUGUACUUUUACUUGGGUUAAAAGAGAAAAAAGAACAUAUUGCUGUAAUUGGUACAGGAAAACUAAAGUUAGUGAUAAGGAAAAAGAUGUCACAAAACAUGUAAUGUUU